AUGAUGGUAUCAAUUGGCUACAAUUCUUCAGAGGGGGGAAGAACGCGUCGAGGAUUAGGCAGCAAAAUUCAACGCAUGACGAAUUUUCUAUAUGGUAUAUAUUCAAAGAUCGAUACGGAGUUUAUUUUCGAUAAAAUCUUGGCAUUAAGCGAGAGCAAAAUUAAGGAUUUAAACUUAAUUCCGGAAAGGACUAGGAUCGUUCAGGCAGAAACAGAAAAUCAAAUGAAACAACUGUCUAAACACCAGCAGAAACUCGAGGAAAACUGUCAGUUUUUACAAGAACAAGCGAAGCAGAUCAUCCAGAAGCUCAAUAAGGUAGAAUUCAGGACAAGGUUACUGGAACAAUCGUUCCUGUUUGAGGUUAUAUUAAAUCAAUAUGCCUACGAAACCCAAAAUCUAAUGUCCAUAGUUAACUCUGCCCUGGAUGGCAAGAUUCACACCAGUGUUUUCACUUCGAGCAAACUACUCACAGAAUUAAGGGAAAUAAAAAUGAAUCUUCCAGUAGGAACCUCCCUCCCAUUAGUAGUAAACACCGAAUCUCUAACAGAGCUUAUUCGAAUCUCGGAAAUAGCAAUUUUCCAUAGAGACGAUCAUUUAGUAUUUGCCAUAGGUAUUCCUCUGAUAAGUAACGAAGGAUAUACCAUCUAUCGCCCCGUUUCUCUGCCCAUUCCGUACGACAAAAAUACAGUAAUUUUAAUUGACCCUGAAGUCGACUACCUUGCUUUAAGUAAUAAUAAUGAACAUUUUUUUGUAUUAGAAUUAAGUCAAUGGGAACUAUGUAUUAGGCUAGAAUUAUACACUCUUUGUAAGGGUGAUCAACCAAUACACCGCCGAACGGGAUCUAGCUUGUGUGAAAUUUCACGGUUGUCUAACUCGCAAAAUACAUUAGGAAAUUGUAAAAUUAAAUUUGUAACAUUAGACACACCCAUUUGGAAUCGAUUGUCAAAAACCAAUUCUUGGUUGUACUAUGCACAACCACACACGUGUACGAUUACCUGUUUAGAACAUCUACAAAGCUAUACCGUGGAGAUCUCGGGCGUGGGUAGGUUGACCACCUCAUUGUCAUGUGAAAUUUUUACGGAAAAUUCUGUACUCGAACCGUUAAAUAAAAAUGUUAGAAAUGUACAAGCAGACGUAAUCCCAGAAAAUCCAAAGGUCAGUGUAAUCUCUCUGUUAGCAGAGAUUCUACCAUCUGUAUUACCCCAAAAUGUUUCAAACUUAAACCCAAUAAAAAAUCUAAACUCUUUAGCACAUAAAGCAAUCGAAAUAAAUAACCUCCAACGUAAGUCAUUGGAGCCUCUAUUUAUAUUCAAAGUCGAAUUUCACUUUACAGUUAUGUACAUAUCCAUAUUACUCAUAACUCUAACCAUAAGUAUAGUCGUUGUUAAGUUUAAGAACCAGGUCAUAAAAAUGUAUAGUCCAGAGGUAGCGGACAAUAUUCCAAACAAUGAACAAGUUAACCCUUAA
Molecule: messenger RNA, 1467 nt
Organism: Macrosiphum euphorbiae (potato aphid)
Lineage: Eukaryota; Metazoa; Arthropoda; Insecta; Hemiptera; Aphididae
Source: the annotation of a GenBank genome assembly